ACAAAAAUUCAAUUGAGAAGCUCACCACGUAAUCCUAAAUCUUCUUUAGCAAUUUCUUAUCAUGGAAACCCUACAGUACUUCUCCGUCCUCCUCCCUCUCAUCACCUCCAUCUUCCUCGCCCUCAUCAUGAUCAAAACCCUAAAAUCCCAAAUAACCAAACGUAAAUCUCACAAUAACCUCCCUCCAGGCCCCCGCAAAUUCCCCAUCAUCGGCAACCUACACAACCUGGGAGGCGAACAUCCUCACCGCCGCCUUGCCACCCUCUCCAAAACCUACGGCCCCAUCUUCUACCUAAAGCUCGGGGAAAUAGACUCCGUAGUCAUCACCUCCCCAACCCUCGCCGCAGAGACCAUGAAAACCCACGACCUCAACCUUGCCUCCCGGUCUCAGUUCCUGGCCACCAAAAUCAUUCUCUAUAACGGCGGCGAUCUGGUUUUCGCUCCUCACGGAAAGCUCUGGGCUCAGCUUCGUAAGAUAUGCACGGUUGAGCUCUUCAGCGGCAAACGCGUGAAGUCAUUUGUGUCCAUAAUGGAAGACGUGGGUCAUAAUAUGGUGGAGAAGAUUCGCAAGGGAACGCCGGCCGGAGCGGCGGUGAAUAUUUCCGAGCUGCUGUUGGCGGUGGCGAAUACGACGGUUUCGAGGACAGCAUUUGGGAGGGAUUGCGAGCAGAGCGACAGGCUUUUUACGGCGGUGUUGAAGUCGUUUAAGUAUAUGUCUGGGUUUGAUUUGGCUGAUCUGUAUCCGUCGUUGAGUUUUCUGAUCGCGGGGAUAACUGGAUUGAGGCAAAGGUCGGAGAAAGUGCGCGGGGAUUUUGACGUGAUUUUGAAUGAGAUAUUGGAGGCGCAUUUGGAGAAGGCUAAGGGUGAAGAAGAUGAUGCGGAGGAGGAUCUUGUGGACGUGAUGCUCAGAUUGAAGAAGAGUGGGGAGCUGGAGGACUUCAUUACCAUGGAUAACAUCAAGGCAGUCAUAGUGGUAUGUUCAUCUUAUUUAUUUAUUUCUACCUCUAAACAUUAUUAAAAAAAUAGUCAAGUGC
Phalaenopsis equestris is the source of this 1034-nucleotide messenger RNA. Its product is annotated as cytochrome P450 71D8-like. Lineage: Eukaryota; Viridiplantae; Streptophyta; Magnoliopsida; Asparagales; Orchidaceae. The transcript has a single exon. The coding region runs from base 62 to 1018 and encodes 318 amino acids. Gene Ontology annotation, molecular function: iron ion binding; oxidoreductase activity, acting on paired donors, with incorporation or reduction of molecular oxygen; monooxygenase activity. The record is from RefSeq and is a predicted model, not a curated record.